CUCACUCACUGCUAUCUACAACACAACGUAAUCGAAAGCGAGCAGCGAUCAUGGCAGACGCCCGUCGUCAAGUGUCCACUUCUUCCUCUGCUACUACCACUUCCCGCAGCUCCGCAGCCACAGCCGCAUUGAAUGCCGAGCGGGACGCAGUGGAUCUCCUCCACUCUCUCUCCACCCUCCUCCAAACAGGUCUGACCCGCUCAGACUUGAAAGCCAGCAUGACCCUACUAGGGCAGGGUGUUCAUCCAACUGCGCUCGCGCAAGUAAUCACUGACCUUCGAGCAGAAGGAGCUCGUACCACCUCUACCUCUACCUCUACCUCUACUUCUACCGCUGGCCGUCCUACUCCUGCUUCUGCAACGGCUGCUGCAGGAGGUGAAGGAGCAUAGAGGUAGAGAUAGACGUACACCACAACGACUUGAAUCCUUGAAAUGCUAGCAUCACGCUCUCCGCCCUAGCCACGUUCCACGUUCUUCCUUCUUCCCCUCUUCCCAAUCGUAAUCGUCAUCGUCAUCGUAUUGUACUGUACUAGUACUUGUUCAUAGAGAUAGCAAUAAAGACGCGCUUGAGCGAUCACGAGGACUAGUCUGUGAUCAGCUCAGAGCAGAGCAGUCAAAUUCGACCGGCUCGACUCAAUCACUCCCU
Molecule: messenger RNA, 645 nt
Organism: Microstroma glucosiphilum
Lineage: Eukaryota; Fungi; Basidiomycota; Exobasidiomycetes; Microstromatales; Microstromataceae
Exons: 3
Coding region: 51-389 (112 amino acids)
Biological process (GO): gamma-tubulin complex localization; mitotic spindle assembly; microtubule nucleation by interphase microtubule organizing center
Cellular component (GO): interphase microtubule organizing center; spindle; gamma-tubulin ring complex
Source: RefSeq, a predicted model, not a curated record